AUGCGUACCCCCAUCCCGCUGGCCUUGUUUCUGCUGGUGGUGGUACUUAUACUCGUGGGCAUAGAUGAAGUGGCGUCAAAUAGCAAAUCGGGAAAUAAUAAGAAGAAUGCAAAGAACGCCAAGGUGGGCAGCGGAAGUAAGCAAGGUAAACAUGAUGGUAUGAGUGGAAAGGGAAGCCAAAAAGGGAAUAAAAAAGAUCCGGGUGGGGGAGGUGGUACUCCGAAAGGACAAAGUAGAGGAUCCGAACAGGGAAAACAAAAAAACAGAAAAGGAGACGACAGUCAUUUUGAUGAAUAUAUACAAGACAUGAGAAACAAUCAAGACGAAGAAAAUUUCAUGGAUGAACUGAACAAAUUUGAAAAAAAUUUUCAUGAUGAAGAUUUAGAGAAUUCCGAAAAUCUUUUUGAUAACUAUGGCAAGGGAGGAGCAUAUGAUGACGAGUUCAACAACAAUGACGAGUUCGAUAAUGGAAAUUACAACAAAAUGAGACCUGAUGCAAAUGAUUACCAAUAUUUUGAUAACGAUGAUAUUAUUGAGGGGGAUGAUGAAUUGACAAACAUAUGGAACAAAAAUAUGCAAAAUUUUGAGCCAUCUACUUUGCUAACAUUUGAAAUUCAAGGAAAUUCAGAAGAAUAUCUUUUUGAGGACAUAACUAAUUUGAACACUUAUUUUCGAGGAGUGUUUUACACCAAUAAUGAAUCCGAUGAUAAUAAAAUUUUGUUUUUUAUUACCGAUCCUCAUGGACAAAUAAUUUACAAGAAAGAAGCAGUGGAAGGGAUUUUUUACUUUUACACACAGCAAAUUGGGGUCUAUACAAUCACUUUGAAAAAUAGCAAAUGGAUGGGAACAAAAAUCACAACGGUUGCCCUUGGGUUGGGAGAAAACCCCUCGUUAAAGUCGGAACACAUAAAAGACUUUACCAAUUAUAUCGACAAAAUUGUUGCUGAAACGAUAAGGUUAAAGAACGAAUUGAAGUAUUUAUCUUCCAAGCAUAUGGCGCAUAUUGAGAAAAUGAAAAAAAUCACCAACAAGGCCUUUCUCUAUUGCUUCAUUAAAUUGUUUGUGCUCAUCUUUUUGUCCCUCUUCACCAUCUACUACAUCAAGAAUUUGGUCUCCAACAAGCGCGUCCUCUGA
Messenger RNA from Plasmodium fragile, 1134 nucleotides. RefSeq lists its product as uncharacterized. The coding region runs from base 1 to 1134 and encodes 377 amino acids. The record is from RefSeq and is a predicted model, not a curated record. Lineage: Eukaryota; Apicomplexa; Aconoidasida; Haemosporida; Plasmodiidae. Gene Ontology annotation, biological process: intracellular protein transport; Golgi organization; endoplasmic reticulum to Golgi vesicle-mediated transport. Gene Ontology annotation, cellular component: Golgi apparatus; endoplasmic reticulum-Golgi intermediate compartment; COPII-coated ER to Golgi transport vesicle. The transcript has a single exon.